Zingiber officinale is the source of this 2037-nucleotide messenger RNA. RefSeq names its product probable auxin efflux carrier component 1c. The transcript has 5 exons. Lineage: Eukaryota; Viridiplantae; Streptophyta; Magnoliopsida; Zingiberales; Zingiberaceae. Gene Ontology annotation, cellular component: endoplasmic reticulum; plasma membrane. The coding region runs from base 62 to 1744 and encodes 560 amino acids. The record is from RefSeq and is a predicted model, not a curated record. Gene Ontology annotation, molecular function: auxin efflux transmembrane transporter activity. Gene Ontology annotation, biological process: auxin polar transport; auxin export across the plasma membrane.
GAGGAGAGGAGUCUUAUCCUUCUCUUGUGCUGUAAAUCAAGAAGCAGGCGAAGGUUUUAAGAUGAUUUCCGGGAAGGAAUUCUACGAGGUGAUGGUGGCAAUGGUGCCGCUGUACGUGGCGAUGAUCCUGGCGUAUGGCUCGGUGAGGUGGUGGAGAGUCUUCUCGCCGGAGCAGUGCGCCGGAAUCAACCGUUACGUGGCUCUCUUCGUGGUUCCAUUCCUGUCCUUCGACUUCAUCUCAAAGAAUGACCCUUACAACAUGAACUUUCGCUUCAUCAUGGCCGAUGUCAUCCAGAAGCUCAUCGUCCUGGCAGCGCUGGCCGUCUGGGCCCUCGUCGGCGGUCGCCGGGCCGGACUUGACUGGACCAUCACCAUCUUCUCCAUCUCCACCCUCCCCAACACCCUCGUCAUCGGCAUUCCCCUGUUCCUAAGCAUGUACGGCGAUGGCUCAGCCCCUCUCCUGUCGCAGAUCAUCGUCAUGCAGUGCAUCGUCUGGUUCACGCUUCUGCUCAUCCUCUUAGAGUGCCGGGCCGCGAAGAUCAUGAUCGCUGAUCAGUUCCCCGGCGCGUCCUCUGGCGCUAUCGCUUCAAUCACUGUCGACCCCGAGGUCGUUUCCCUGGGCAACCUCGACGUCGACGACCCGAUCGAGACAGAGUCCUGCGUCGAUGACGACGGCAAGCUCCACGUUGUCGUCCGGCGAUCCAGCGCUUUCAGAUCCGACCUCAACCACUCACGCAAUUCCUUCGAUUUUACCUCCAGCUUCUCCAACGAUGAUAUCUACCGGCAGCAGUCGUUGCGCUACCCCUCCGGCGAAGGGGCGCGGCGGUCAUCGAGCUAUAGUGAGGCCAAGCUCAACACCCGGUUGCCAAGGUUCCGCCACCAAAUGCCGUAUAGCUCUCCUCAGCCGACGCCAAAUCCUUCCGUCUCCACUACCUCACUCACAGGGGCGGCCAGCCGACAGCCCCACCUCCAAAAAGCAGCGAACGGCGGGAAUAAGGACCUUCACAUGUUCACGCGGAGCUUCAGUGCUUCACCAGCCAUCCACGCGUUCAGAAAGUCGCCGGCAGCGGAGCACCAAGUCACAGCAGCAGUUACUACGGCCGAAUUGCCAGAGGAGUUAAGCAUCAACAACAAAACGUUCGAGGAAGACGAAACAGCUCCACCUCACCAAGGAGGCGAUGGGAAGACCAAAGAGGAGGCGACCGCCGACAAAAGAUGCCCCGGGGAAGUAACGGCCAUGCCGCCGACAGUCGUGAUGAUGAAGCUCAUCCUGACCAUGGCCGGGCGGAAGCUCAUCAGAAAUCCCAUUACCUAUUCCACCUUGAUCGGCCUCAUCUGGUCUCUCGUAAAAUUCAGGUGGGACUUGGAGCUCCCCAGGAUCAUAGAUAAGUCCUUGGAAUUGAUCCAGAAUACCGGCCUCGGCAUGGCCAUGUUCGGCCUCGGUAUGUUCAUGGCGCUGCAAUCGAGACUCAUAGCAUGCGGGUACAAGCUCGCGAUAUACGGCAUGGUCCUGAAGUUCCUCCUCGGCCCAGCCGUCAUGGCCAUACCCUCAGCAGCAUUCGGCCUGCGCGGCGAUCUCUUGCGGAUCGCCAUUGUCCAGGCAGCUAUGCCUUGCAGUGUUGUUUCCUUCGUGUUCGCGAAAGAGUACAAUUUGCACGCGGACAUUCUCAGCACAGCAGUGAUCACAGGGAUGAUCGUUACUGUGCCCGUAGCGCUGGUUUACUACAUCCUCUUGGGCCUAUGAAACCGAUCUUCUAACUCACUCACUAUUACAAUUAGAUGCAGCUUUACCGACCUGGUUUUGUUGUCGAUCGAACAGGCCUUCUUCAAGCUCUAUCCUAUAAUUGUCAUUGUUUUAUGUUUGCCAUGUGCGAGAGACCGGGCCUUCUUGUUCAUGUGCCCAUGUAAUGCCUUCGUUUUGAUUGUUCGGCACAUGUUUAUGUGGCCAUCCCUUCCUUUUGCCUCGCAAAAGAACGCAGAGAAACUUGUGCCUUUCCCAGAACAAAUUGCACUGUUGGAAUUGUAAAUCAAAUUGCA